AUGUCUGCUACUGGUUGGGAUGCCGGAAGAAUUUAUAGCGCUGGGGUCCAUCAAACCCAAAUUCGAAAUGAUUCACGAGUUGUAAUUGAGUCGAAAUUUUAUAAUUUUGUUGAUCAAUUUCGAGUGGAAGAACAUUUUAUCUAUAGGGAAAAAAUCAAGAGAAACGCGGAAGGCCGUCAGUAUAAACUCGAUGUCCAGCUGGAACAUCUUGAUGAAGUUGAUAGAAACCUUUCUGAUAAAUUCAAAGCUUCUCCUGCUGAUGUUUUGCCCCUGUUCGAGGUGGCAGUGCAAAAUUUAGCAAAGCAACUUUUAAAAGAUGAUUCGAUUCCUCCGUUUCAAAUUUUGCUUCGUUCCAAAGAUAGCAUUCAAGAUUUAAGAAAACUCAACUCAGAUAACAUAUCUCAACUCGUUAAUGUUUCCGGGAUCAUAAUUGCGGCCACAAAUUUGACAGCUAAAGCAACAAGCGUUCAGAUCAUGUGCAAAACCUGUCGACAAUAUAAAACGAUGACUGUUGCAGAUGGCUUUUCGGGGAUCCAACUUCCCCGGGCUUGUGAUAGUGACCCCAAUGGUCUGGGGCCCAAGGAUUGUGGUCUCGAUCCUUAUGUCAUCAUUCACGACAAAUGUACUUUCGUGGAUCAACAAGUCUUGAAACUUCAAGAACUUCCAGAGUUACUUCCUGUCGGCGACUUACCUCGUCAUAUAACAGUCCACGUGGACAGAUUUUUGACCAAUAAGGUUGUUCCCGGGAGGCGCGUCAAGAUCGUCGGAAUUUAUGAUAUUUUUCAGAGCUUUUCAUCAAAGAAACAAGGUCAAGGUAUAGGAACUCGUAUGUCUUAUAUCAAAGCUCUUGGACUUGAACUUGAUAAUGAACAAGGUGGUCAAGAUCAGAAUGGUUACACGCACGCCGAAGAAGAGGAGAUAAUAACAUUGUCUCAAAGACCAGAUUUCUAUGAAGUUUUCACAAAUAGCAUUGCACCAUCAAUUUAUGGAAAUCAAGAAAUUAAGCGUGCAAUUUCUUGUCUGCUCUUCGGUGGAAGUAAAAAAAUUUUGGCAGAUGGAAUGAAAUUGAGAGGUGACAUUAAUGUUUUAUUGCUGGGUGAUCCUGGAACUGCAAAAAGUCAGUUCCUAAAGUUCGUUGCACCUGUCGCUGUUUAUACAUCGGGAAAAGGAAGCAGUGCCGCGGGUCUAACAGCAGCUGUAGUUCGAGACGUUGCCACUCGCGAAUUUCAUCUCGAGGGUGGAGCAAUGGUGUUGGCAGAUGGUGGGGUGAUAUGUAUAGACGAAUUUGAUAAAAUGCGGGACGAAGAUCGA
Messenger RNA from Acaulospora morrowiae, 1311 nucleotides. The record is from the annotation of a GenBank genome assembly. NCBI's taxonomy places the organism in Eukaryota, Fungi, Glomeromycota, Glomeromycetes, Diversisporales, Acaulosporaceae.